Molecule: messenger RNA, 814 nt
Organism: Aedes albopictus (Asian tiger mosquito)
Lineage: Eukaryota; Metazoa; Arthropoda; Insecta; Diptera; Culicidae
Product: MIT domain-containing protein 1-like
Exons: 3
Coding region: 88-804 (238 amino acids)
Source: RefSeq, a predicted model, not a curated record
ACACAUCACUCCACUGACUGCUCAGCCUAGCUUAGAAGCAGUACAAAGGCGGUAAUUUGUGAUCUGAAAUUCAAAAAAAGCCAUAAAAUGGCUCAAAUGGCUAUCACUUUGCUCACGAGAGCAAUCGAAUACGACAUGAACGGACGGAAGUUAGAAUCCCUCAAGCUAUACGAAGAUGGAAUCGAAGCACUGCUCAAGGAAUCAAAAGCGGAAACGGAUCCCGUACGCAAGAAGCACUUCCAAACCAAAAUCGUCGAGUACAUGGAACGAGCUGAACAGGUGAAAGAGUUAGUGACACGAUGGAAAAGCAAAGGUGAAAUACGCGACAAGAUGCACGUCGUGGACGGAGCAACAGGUUACAGCUAUGGGCGCGUAUUCGGGCGCUACAUGACCGACGAGGUGAAGGAAAUCCUGGUGGAGGAACCGUACGUGAGGGAUCACUAUCAGUUCUGCAACCUGGUGAUGUUCGGUGAGCUAGCAGUGACGAGUUGUAAAAAUUUGAAGUUCAUCAAACUUCUGACGGUGCGAGAGCAGAAAAAUAACGACGAGCAAUUACGAGCCUUUCAGACGUUGAAGGACAGUCUGAAGAAGCAAGGCGUGGAGUUUUUUGUGGAAUACUCGACGAGCAUGCACGAUCGACAAGUGAUAUUAAGUAAUGGUUUUAUAGUAAAAAUUGGUCGAGGAUUGAACUACUUCAAACCAAUUUCUAGCAAAUAUUGCCUUGGGGCCUUCAAUUACCACUUCAGGGAGUGUAGAGAAACAAAUAUCGAUGUAUUUUAUUGUCCUGAAAAUGAUAAAGCGUAGAAUUCAGAAA